GAAAUGGAGAUCAAGUGGGAAUUCAGAUUUUGCAUCAGAAAAUAUGUACACUUGCAUGCAAUUGAACAUUAGUACGUGCUUGUACACGGAAGAUGAAGAUUUUGUACUAGCAAUUUACAACCCCUUGAGCCAGAAUGUGGUGUCACCCAUUCGCAUUCCCGUUCAACAGGGCAAAUACAGCGUUGUUGAUCUUACAGAUGGGAAUGAAAUUACUUCGCAAAUAGUUCCAAUUCCUAAGUCUGUACAAAAAAUACCAGGGAGGAAUGGUGGUGCAACUGACGAACUUGUGUUCUUCGCGUCGCUACCGCCUCUCGGCUACAAGACUUACACCGUCAAAAGAAAUUCGAAAAAUACAAAUAUAAAUCAGCAAGCCACUGCAGAAUUUUAUAACGUGUCCGUGGAUAAGAACGGCCACAUUGUGGUAAAGUGGAAGAAACAAAAUAUGGAACUAACUCAAUCGUUCCAUUAUUACGAAGGAAUGGAGGGGAACAAUGAGGAAUUUAAAAACAGAUCUUCGGGCGCGUACAUAUUCAGACCUAGAAGCUCGUCUGUGAAAAAUUUUCUGAAGCCUGGUUCUUACAAAAUAUUCGAAGGCCCACUGGUAAAGGAAAUUCAUCAGUACGUCACUGAUUGGGUGUGUCAAGUAGUCCGAAUUUAUAAUGGAAUGCAAUAUAUUGAAUUCGACUGGCUUGUCGGACCAAUACCUGUUAAGGAUAAGAUCGGUAAGGAAAUUGUAACGAGGUAUUACAGCAGCUUAAAUUCUUCCGGAGAAUUUUAUACGGACAGCAACGGCCGUGAAAUGUUGAAACGGAAGAGAGAUUAUCGGCCAACGUGGAACGUCGAACUAGAGGAACAAGUGUCUGGCAACUAUUAUCCGAUUACAUCGAAAAUUUCUCUAAAGGACGAAGAAAGCCAACUGAAACUUAGUUUACUCACAGAUCGAGCAGAAGGUGGAACUAGUAUGAGAGACGGAGAAAUCGAAAUGAUGGUUCAUAGAAGACUUUUAAAAGAUGAUGCAUUCGGCGUAGGGGAAGCUCUCAACGAAUCUGCAUUUGGCGAAGGCCUAGUGAUCCGAGGUUCCCACUACAUCAUCGGAGGUAGUUUGAAAAAUCUAGACGAACUUGCAUUGGAAGAGAAAACUUUGGCUCGUCGAUUGUUACUUCGCCCAUGGCCCUUCAUCAUACCCGCCACAGGUCUUGCUAAAGCAUUGCCACCAAACGUUCAUAUCUUAACUUUGGAACCAUGGAAGGACAACACUGUUUUACUCCGAUUGGAACACAUUUUCGAAGUUGGUGAAACUGCCAGCUUGUCGAAGCCCGUGGAAGUUAACAUUCAGGAUCUAUUCGCAACUUUUACCGUUGUAUCUAUCAAGGAGACCACGUUGGGUGGCAACCAAUGGAUUCAGGAUAUGAACCGUCUAAAAUGGGAAUCUGAGACGAAUGAUGUUUUCCAAAUGGAAGACAAUCUUUCUCAUUCUGUAGAAAUGGAAGGAAGUGUGAUAAAUGUCCUUCUAAAACCAAUGGAAAUACGAACAUUUAUCGUUGAAAUAGUGCCACGGCAUUCA
This is a messenger RNA of Heterotrigona itama, 1564 nucleotides long. Lineage: Eukaryota; Metazoa; Arthropoda; Insecta; Hymenoptera; Apidae. The record is from the annotation of a GenBank genome assembly.